Trichomycterus rosablanca is the source of this 3350-nucleotide messenger RNA. It is a transcript of the gene zdhhc5b, whose product is annotated as zinc finger DHHC-type palmitoyltransferase 5b. The transcript is spliced from 11 exons. The coding region runs from base 80 to 2038 and encodes 652 amino acids. The record is from RefSeq and is a predicted model, not a curated record. Gene Ontology annotation, molecular function: palmitoyltransferase activity. NCBI's taxonomy places the organism in Eukaryota, Metazoa, Chordata, Actinopteri, Siluriformes, Trichomycteridae. Gene Ontology annotation, biological process: protein palmitoylation.
GGAGUAUGCCGGGACGUUCCUGUCGUAGCUGGCCGGACACACCCCUCGUCUGCUAACCCUUCUUUACCAUCCCUCCCCAAUGCCUGUGGGUCUGAGCGUGGGUGGGGCUCUCGGGGGCCCCUCUCUCACACAGCGUUUCCGUCCCAGCCGUUACGUGCCUGUCUCUGCAGCGACCACCUUCCUGGUGGGGUCCACGACCCUCUUCCUGUGCUUCACGUGUCCUUGGCUGGCAGAGCGUUUCUCCUCCUUCAUUCCCAUCUACAAUGUCGUGGUCUUCCUUUUCACGCUGGCCAACUUCUCCAUGGCCACGUUUAUGGACCCCGGGAUCUUCCCCAGAGCUGAGGAGGAUGAAGAUAAGGAGGACGAUUUCAGAGCUCCUCUCUAUAAGACGGUGGAGGUGAGGGGUAUUCAGGUGCGUAUGAAGUGGUGCUCCACCUGCCGCUUCUACAGACCGCCCCGCUGCUCACACUGCUCCGUGUGUGACAACUGUGUGGAGGACUUCGACCAUCACUGCCCGUGGGUGAAUAACUGCAUCGGGCGGAGGAACUACCGCUACUUCUUCCUGUUCCUCCUGUCUCUGACCGUGCACAUCAUGGCCGUGUUUGGGUUCAGCCUGCUCUUCAUCCUCCACCACACCGAGAGGCUGGACGAGGUCCCGGCUGUCCUCACUAUGACAGUGAUGUGUAUUUCUGGUCUGUUCUUCGUCCCAGUGGCAGGACUCACUGGAUUCCACGUGGUGCUGGUGGCCAGAGGGAGAACCACCAACGAGCAGGUUACAGGGAAGUUCAGAGGUGGUGUGAACCCCUUCACUCAUGGAUGCUGGAGGAACGUUUCUCAUGUGCUCUGCAGCUCUCAGGCACCAAGAUAUAUGGGAUGGUCACCGCGGCCUCGCUCACUGCAGGUUCAGCCUCCGUUUCUGCGACCUGAAGCACAACUUUCCUCUAAAGUCCUGGAUAACGGCAUCCAACAGUCUAAAAGCAGCCUGGACGGCAUUGAGAGCCCAUCUACUGACUCACCUCCACCACCAGCUCCACCCAAACCCCAGCACAGAUACCAGGGGCUCCACUACACACACACCGAGGAGAGCAGCCUGCUGAAUGAAGCCCCUCCCACACCUGCGCUAUACAAGUAUAGACCAGCCAAUAGCAGCCCAGGAAGAAAUCAUUCCAGCAAGAUGACCCGGGGCGACAGUGUGACCGACUCGCCCUCCACCGCGCGUUCGCCCGGGCACGCCGGCUGCCGCUCGGAUCCCAGCCUGUCGGGCCGGGUGGGUGCAGGGUGGCGAGGGGCAGGGGAGGGGGGCAGGUCGGGCUCGGGCGGGUUGGGCGGCUCCUCCGCUCUCGGCGGCCGCUCCUACGCCUCGUUCACGGACACGCUUCUCCAGUCGGCGGUGGCGUCCUGCUCGUCCAGCGUCCGUUCUGCCCAGACGACCCACAACGCACUGGGGCCGCUCCUCUCGGAGGACACCACCUCCACCAGCUACAAGAGCCUGGCCAAUCAGACGCGCGACGGCAGCCUGUCCUACGACAGCCUGCUGACGCCCUCCGAGAGCCCCGAGUUCGAAUCGGCCGCGCCCGAGCUGUCUCCGCCCAGGCCGUGCCCUCCACGGACGCUCCUCACCGCCCCGGCGCCGGCCCCGCCCCUGACGGGUUACACCUCGCCCUUCCUGUCCGCCCAGCAGCGCGAGGGCUCGCUCCAGGCCUGUCCUGCCCCCCUGAGACCCUCCCCCAACAGACCUUUCCUGCGCCCCACCAGCCCGCCACCUUCCCGAGCUCCGCCCCUGUCUCCUCGCGCCCGCUCGCUGGGCCCCCCGCCUCCUGACCUGGGCCCCGGGAACGCUCUAAUGGGCAAAUCGGCUUCCUACGCGGGGGCAGCGGAGACACGGCAGUGCCCGAAUAACACGGGGGGCGGAGCUUCGGUGCCAAACUCCACGUCUAGACAGAGAGCGACCAAUCACAGCGCCCACCUGCACAAAGCCACCGGUGGGGUGAAGAAAGUGAGCGGCGUGGGAGGAACCACCUAUGAGAUUUCAGUAUGAACCUCUUUUGUAUUUGGGGGGGGGGUCUGUCCGGGGAGCGGGACGGGGUGCACGUCAUCCAACAGAGCCCAAAAAAACACCAACUCAUCCAGACUCAUCAGACGUGCAUCCCUGAAGAGAGAACUCUGAGACGCCAGGUGUGUCUUACUCUCCGGGGGUAAUGCUCAUUCCUCUCAUGGCCAGCAGGGGGUGUGAGGGAGUGUUUCCUGCUCCCAACAGACUCCGGACGUCUUUUAUUUCAUGAUUUUUUAAUGUUUUGCUUUAUACAGACACAGAAUAUCGAACGCUGUAUAAAACACCUUUCAUAGGAACACCAGUCAGUAACGGUAGCACACAAAGUUUAGCUUUAUGUUGGAUGUAAUCGCGGCUGCAUCAGCCGGUCAGAGGCGCGUGUAGUCGGGGUGUAACAGGACCGAAUGUGGCGUCUGAUAUACGAGUCGAACAUCCGCCAACACUAUCAGUCGGCUGGGCGCCCUCUAGCGGCCACAGUUAGCAGUGCAGCAGAGAAAAUCAUCCACGAGUCUGCUGGCUGGGAAAAGACGGGACUAAAAAGUGGGCGGGGUCUUCGAUGCUGUGUAAGGACCCUGGUUAAUAGGGAUCAGAACGUGGAGAUCAGUGCGUGACUCUACAUACGCGAGACCGAGCUCACGCACCGAUCCACCGAAGUACGGGCGAAUAAGAAGGGAGGGCGUGUCAGGAGAGUAUACCCUCCUCGUACAAAAUCAGGGUCUCCAGCAGAGGGAGAGGAACUGGCUACGACUAAACUGGGAGAAAAAGUGCAGAAAUAAAAUAAUUCAGAGUUAAAAAUCUACCUUAGAUUCCCAAAAGUAUCUGGACAUCCGUAAGCAUUAAUAUGACGAGCUUCCAAUAUUCGAUUUUUAACUGUCUGUCUCCCAGUCGACGUUCCAGUUCAUCCCAAAGGUUCUUUACGGGGGUUCUGUGCGGGUCACUGGAGCUCCUGCAAACUGUCCUCAUGAAGCUCGUUUAAUUCAAAUGUUUAGACGAAUUCAACCGAUUCAAUCCUCAGCCUCCCAAUGAGGGGGUUCCUCAUCACUGCUGCAGUUAUGCCCUCUGCUGGCUGAUCGAUGGUGCUGCACAGAGACCCUCGCCCAGUUUAUUUAAGCAUUAGGUUUAUUUUUUAUUAUUAUUAUUUUAAGGUCUGAGGAUCCAUGACUGAUCAGUUUAAUACAAAAGCUUUAAACAAGUAUGAUGUUUUAUUUUAUUUUAUUAUGAAUGACUUUGACUCGUCUGUAUUCCUUUAAUAACACGAGCCGUCACGUGUCAGACAGAACAAUAAAUAAUCCAACACCGA